This is a messenger RNA of Closterium sp. Naga37s-1, 1031 nucleotides long. The record is from the annotation of a GenBank genome assembly. Lineage: Eukaryota; Viridiplantae; Streptophyta; Zygnematophyceae; Desmidiales; Closteriaceae.
CCUUCCUCUUUUUCCCGUCUCAGUCUCACCCGUUUCUCGCUUCCAUCCUCUCACCCUCCGCACUCUUUGCGGCACCCUCCCCAUCUCCUCCCCCCCUCCUCCCCCCUCCCACACCCCCCCACCCCCCUGUGCACGGCAUGGCAUGUGAAUACUGCUCCUUGAUUGAAAUCUCCUUCCCUCAUCCUCUCACCUCCUUCCCUCUAGCCACCUUCCUUUUCUCCGGCCUCCCAGAUUUAAUCAAGGAAGCAAGGAGGCAAUGGGGUAUGGUGGUGCGGGCAGAGAGGGAGAAGGAAAGGGAGGAGAGGGAGAAGGAGGGGGAGAAGGGGAGGGAAAAGGGGAGGGACGAGAGUGAGAAGCAGCAGUUGGUGCCACGGGAUGGGCCAAGGGGCGAGAAGCGGGAGAGGCAGGAUGGUGGGGGGGCAGCGCAUGAUGAGGCAGGUGAGGGCACGCGAGGUGGCGCCUCCACCUGCAGCAACGUCGCUGCUGCUCGGGAGAAUGGAGGCGCCUUGCCCAUGGGGAUGCCCGUGGGAACAGGGAUGGCGGCCACAGCAGGCAGAGCCGUGGAGCAGGCAGUAGCAGCAGCAGCACAUGCAGCAGGAGUAGCGGAGGGGGCAGUGGAGGGAGAGGCGAGGAGGGCAGGGAGGAGACCGCGGGUGGCGUUCAGAUGCGCCAACGCGGUGGAGGAGGCACUCCCUGCUGACAGCGCUGACACCGUGCUGUGUCUGAGUGUAACAAAGUGGGUGCACCUCAACUGGGGGGAUGCCGGCCUCAUUGCCUUCUUUGCCAACCUCUUCCACACGCUGCGCCCUGGAGGGGUGCUCAUUCUCGAGCCACAGCCGUGGAGCUCCUACAAGAAGAAACAAGGGCUCACCCAGGAGAGCAAGGAGCACUACAGCCGCAUCAAGAUCUUCCCCGCCCAUUUUCGAGAGCUGCUCCUCGACAAGAUUGGCUUCCAGCGCGUGGAGGAGCUCACUACUGCAGUCUCAACCAGCCGUGGCUUUGACAGGCCCCUCUUUGCGUACUACAAGUAG